Molecule: messenger RNA, 2655 nt
Organism: Capra hircus (goat)
Lineage: Eukaryota; Metazoa; Chordata; Mammalia; Artiodactyla; Bovidae
Gene: WNT9B
Product: Wnt family member 9B
Exons: 8
Coding region: 1-1686 (561 amino acids)
Biological process (GO): neuron differentiation; cell fate commitment; multicellular organism development
Cellular component (GO): extracellular region
Molecular function (GO): cytokine activity; frizzled binding
Source: RefSeq, a predicted model, not a curated record
AUGGCAGCUCCCAUCUUCCCCCAGGCUCCCAGCGCCUUCGUGUUCACAAAGCCAAGCCGGCCCUCCUUCAGUGUCGCGGAGCUGGGGCAGAGGGGCCCGCACCAACCGGCUUGGAGGGUGGAUGAGACACGACUUCUCAGACUCCAGGCGCCUCUCUCCUUUUGCCCCUUCCUGCGGGUACCUCCUGCGGGUACCUUCCUGCGGUCCCCGGGUCCUUCAACCGCCCAGUCGCCCGACAAGCCCUACAUCAGCCCUGCGGGCGGCUGGUGGCUGCGCUGCGAGCGCUGCGCGGCGCGAGGAGAUGCAACUGGGCUCCGCGCCGCCGGCAUCAUGCGCCCCCCGCCCGCGCUGGCCCUGGCCGCGCUCUGCCUGCUGGCGCUGCCCGCCGCCGCCGCCGCCGCCUACUUCGGUCCUGUCCGAGACCUCAUCCUGCCCACUAAGCCGGAUCUCGGAUCCCGGUUCAAGCUCUGGGACUCUGCAGGCGUCUCGGACCUGGUGCCUGUGCGCCCCAGCGCGCCCUGUCCCUGCCGGUCCAAGGAGUCCCUCCCGCGCUCGGACGUCCUCUCCGAUCCUCACUUCCCCCAAGAAGGCCCCCUUCCCCUCACAUGUCCCCCAUCCUUAGGGAUUGUCAUCUUUCACCUUCAAUCACAACCCCCCAGGGUCACUGGUCUCCCUUCUCUUGCUCCCUUUAGACUGACCGGGCGGGAGGUCCUGACGCCCUUCCCCGGGCUGGGCACUGCUGCCCCAGCACAGGGUGGGGCCCACCUGAAGCAGUGCGACCUCCUAAAGUUGUCCCGCCGGCAGAAGCAGCUCUGUCGGCGGGAGCCAGGCUUGGCUGAGACCCUGCAGGACGCCGCGCACCUCAGCCUGCUCGAGUGCCAGUUUCAGUUCCGGCAUGAGCGCUGGAACUGCAGCCUGGAGGGGAGGACGGGGCUGCUCAAGAGAGGUUUCAAGGAGACGGCCUUCCUGUAUGCGGUGUCCGCGGCCGCCCUCACGCACACUCUGGCCCGGGCCUGCAGCGCUGGCCGCAUGGAGCGGUGCACCUGUGAUGACUCCCCGGGCCUCGAGAGCCGGCAAGCCUGGCAGUGGGGUGUGUGUGGUGACAACCUCAAGUAUAGCACCAAGUUCCUGAACAACUUCCUGGGGCCCAAGAGAGGAAGCAAAGAUCUGCGGGCGCGGACAGACGCCCACAACACCCACGUGGGCAUCAAGGCCGUGAAGAGUGGCCUCCGGACCACGUGUAAGUGCCAUGGCGUGUCUGGCUCCUGCGCCGUGCGCACCUGCUGGAAGCAGCUGUCCCCGUUCCGCGAGACAGGCCAGGUGCUGAAGCUGCGCUACGACUCAGCCGUCAAGGUGUCCAGUGCCACCAAUGAGGCCUUGGGCCGCCUGGAGCUGUGGGCACCGGCCAGACCAGGCAGCCCCACCCAGGGCCCCGCGCCGCGGCCCGGGGACCUGGUCUACAUGGAGGACUCCCCCAGUUUCUGCCGGCCCAGCAAGUACUCGCCUGGCACAGGGGGCAGGGUGUGUUCCCGCGAGGCCAGCUGCAGCAGCCUGUGCUGCGGGCGGGGCUACGACACCCAGAGCCGCCUGGCGGCCUUCUCCUGCCACUGCCAGGUGCAGUGGUGCUGCUACGUGGAGUGCCAGCAGUGUGUGCGGGAGGAGCUUGUAUACACCUGUAAGCACUAGGCCCGCUGCCCAGUGUGCCAGCCGGGCGCUGCCAGGACCUCCCAUGGCACCGGGCCACCUCCAGGCCGCCCAGCUGUCCAGCCGCUCCCCCUCCCGCCGCGCUCCCGCCGACCCAGGCCGAAGCGCGUGUCAUGCGCAUGAUCACCCACGUGCGUGCCAGCGCACUCAUGCGCCUCUCUCCAUUGGCUCCCAUCAGUCUUCCCCUCUCUCAGCUCUCAGCAAGGAGAGCCCCACCCGUGAACCUGAGGGUCCCCAGCCUGGUUGAGGACUUGGAGCAGGAAGGCAGAGCGGAAAGGAUGUAGAGGGAACUAAGGGAGACCCAGAGGAGGGCAGGACUGAGGUUUUAGAGAGGAGAGAGAGUACAUCUCGCCAUCACGAAUCCUGGGAUUAGUGGCCUAAAGCCAGCCGGAGGUUGGGAGGUGAUCUUCUCAGCCAAGAAGGCCCAGGGAGGCAAGGUCAGCUGGAAGCUAAGGCUGGAGUCUGGCUGGGAUGGGUCAGGUCAGCCCUCAGGCCCCAGCCAGGUGAUAGUCAACCCCGGGAGCUCAUAUACCUUCAUUUCCCUACCCUGGAGCUUUGCUGUGCUAGAGAUGGGAGGAAAGGCCAGGUGGUAGGAGCUGCUGGUCUGGAGAAAGGAAAGCAGGAGUCAGAUAUGUGCCCUGGAUCCUUGUGAUUUGGUUUUUAAAGUAUGCCUCCACCAUCCCUCAUUCUCACCUUGAGAGCUGAGUAAUCCACACCCAACCAGCCCUGCUCAGUAAAAACACCAGUGGACGUGAGCCCAGUAGAAGAGCCAGUCCCCAGGGUGAGGCUCAGACAGUACACCGAGGUUGCCCAGGGAGACAGAGACCCCCUCAGUUUCUCAGCCCCCCCUUCCCCAUGAGCCCACUUGGGUCAACUCCCUGUAGCUGGGGUCGCCCUGUGUGGUGAGGCCCUGCACAGCUGGCAUUUAUGAUAUACGAGAGUUGGUUAUGA